Messenger RNA from Cydia strobilella, 2803 nucleotides. It is a transcript of the gene Hp1b-l, whose product is annotated as chromobox protein homolog 1-like. The record is from RefSeq and is a predicted model, not a curated record. Gene Ontology annotation, biological process: negative regulation of transcription by RNA polymerase II; chromatin organization. Bases 50 to 625 code for a protein of 191 amino acids. Gene Ontology annotation, cellular component: nucleus; pericentric heterochromatin. The transcript is spliced from 7 exons. Lineage: Eukaryota; Metazoa; Arthropoda; Insecta; Lepidoptera; Tortricidae. Gene Ontology annotation, molecular function: chromatin binding.
ACGCCGGGCUUUGGAUUUCUACAUUGCAAUACGCGAUACUUUGAUUCAAAUGAACAUGGCUGAGAAGAAGAAGGAAGGUAGCGAGGCUGAGCCUGAAGAAGAAUUCUCUGUGGAGAAAGUUCUUGACAGAAGGGUUCGGAAUGGAAAAGUGGAGUACUUCCUAAAAUGGAAGGGAUACAGUGACGCAGACAAUACAUGGGAGCCGGAAGAGAAUCUCGACUGUCCAGAUCUUAUAUCAGCCUUUGAAGAGGCUAGGAAAAAAAAAGAAGCUGCUGGCCCAGGAAUAGGACAAUCUGCUGAGGGCAAAACUCCAAAGGUGGAUAAAGAUGUGAAGAAACGCAAGUCCACCGCAGCAACGCCAGAUCUCAAAGGUGCUAAAAAGUCCAAGAGUGAUGACAAAAAAGCAUCGGGCUUUGACCGUGGCCUCGAGCCAGAGAAGAUUAUUGGAGCAACAGACAGCAGUGGAGAGCUGAUGUUCCUGAUGAAAUGGCAAGGCACAGACGAAGCGGACCUCGUGCCGGCCAAGCAGGCCAACGUGCGGUGCCCGCAGGUCGUCAUACAGUUCUACGAGGAAAGGCUCACCUGGCACACGCCGGCGCCUGAUGAUGCCAACAACGAUGACUAGAUUUAACUGCUGGAAGGUUGUGUUGUAGAGGUGAAAAUAUUCCAUUACUGUGGUAUCGAAACAAACUGUGUUUAGGUUUACUCGGAUUCAUUUUUUCAAGCAAAAUAUACUUUGUUGGUUGGGAAAAAGGGCGUUAUUGGUAUUGAUAUUCAUUGUUGAAAACGUUCUUAUAAAAAAACCGAUGAAGUAUUGCUUUUUGCUUGAGAAAGUCAUACCCAUUCUUAGGCCAGGAUUACACUUGUAAGUUUUACUUGCGUAAGUAGGGACACAGCUAUAAUACAUAAUGAGAUAUGAAUAUCGCUAUCUCAUUCUAGCAAAUAGCUGUGUCCCUACUUACGUAAGUAAAACUUACAAGUGUAAUCCUGGCCUUAGAAUCCAUUAUGAAAUGUAUUGUAAGGGCUCCAAACGUUGCUGUCCUAUUGUGUAAACGGGCCAAACGCAUUUUAGAAAAAUGUCGCUUCUCCGUUUUUCUUAUGUGAGUCGCAAGUACCGAACAAAAAUAUCUCACUUGUAAGGGCCCAGCGUAAAAAUUAGCUAACUUUGCUAUAUCUACAGGAAAGACGCGAACUAAGUUAAGCAUACUAUAAAAUGUGUAUGACCCAUACGCUCAAAUUGUGUAACAUAUUUUUUUUUUUUAUAUAAAACUGAUUCUAUUGAAUUAUAUCUGUGUUACUUUCACUCUCAAAAAUAGUUUCUACGCAACUCUUUUCCAAACCACAUAUAUUUUUGAGCGAGCUUGUAGCACAGAUGUUUUUAGGUCAUCAUUAUGGUUAAACUUCAUUUGCUUAACCUGUAUUACUGUAUUAAUUUUGCAAUAGUUACUGGUACAUUUAAAUGUAUUUUAAUUGCAUUAACUACAUGUACGAAUUGUAAAUUAAUAAGUUAUUGAUAAUAACGCCUGGGAUAGACAUAAGUUUUAAAAUGAAAGUAAACUUAAGGCGGUUCCCUGAGCCAGAAGGCGAAAAAUCUCCUUAUAUGAUCAUGUUUUUCUAAGAGGCGUUGAUAUUCGUAGACGUGGAAAAAAUAUAUGUAGUUCUUGACUAUAUUAUCUUUAAUAACAUAGCUUCCGAUACACGAAUUAGCUCCAUGCAUGAAUUUAUUUUUAUUUUUGGAUUCAUAAUUUAUAUCGUUGGAACACCGGAAAUGAUAAAAAUACUUUUGUAAACCUUAACAUUAUUUUAUUAAAAAAUAUUUAAAAUGUUGAAAAUUUUUGAGCGGUUGAAACGCUCAUAAUUUUUGGCGCGAAUUCGACAGAGCGUGAUGACGUCACACGUUGGGCGGCCCAACUGACGUUUGCUACUAAUGACACUAAUCUGUCGAACGCGUGAGGUCACGUGGCGUUUCCAGCGUUUCGCUCACUAGCUUUUCGCAGGCAAAUUUUUGUACUUUUUAUUUAUAAUUUUAAGCAAUUAAAUGGUAAUUUAAAAACGGAAAUGCAUUUGUAACAUGAUAUAACGGUAACAAACAUCCGAAUAAAACAUAUUUCGUUCAAAUAUAAACUUCAUAUGCAUGAGGCUAAUUAUGACACUUCGCUCGAUACAAUUAAUUCCCAAAGUAACCUCUAACUCGGACUUUUAAUCCUAUUUUACUCGGUUAUUUAUUAUGUGAUACUAUAAACAAAAAAAGAAGAAAAAACAAUCUUAACAGAAAUAGUAAUUUCAUAGCUUUAGAAUUUCGAUAUUGUAAGGUAACGUUUUUAAAAUAAAUAAAAACCGACAAAAUUCGAUCAAAAUUGACACUUGGCGCGUAUGUUCUUUCCCGUUCUUUCUUGCGAAAUGUGACAAAGUGGCAAACCGAUGGAACGGCCUUAAUUAUGUUUCUGGAUUUGUGGAUUUGAGCAAAAAGUCAUGUGGAUAUAGAUUAAGGCCAGGAUUACACUUGUAAGUUUUACUUACGUAAGUAGGGACAAAGCUAUUUGCUAGAAUGAGAUAACGAUAUUCAUAUCUCAUUCUGUAGUAUAGCUGUGUCCCUACUUAAGCAAGUAAAACUUACAAGUGUAAUCCUGGCCUAAGAAUCAAUCACCAAAUGAACUGAAAAUAAUCUAACAUUGAUCCAAACCAAUUUUUUUUAUCCUAUGACUUGUUUUCCCGCCCAUUGAGAAGAAUACAGUUCAUUACGUUUUAUUUUCUAAUUAUCGACACUAGGUUAAGUGACCAGGCAAUAAAAGUGUUUGCCAAA